UCAGCCCCCUGCGCACAGAGACAGUGGCAGCGCUGGCUUUUAAAUGUUUCCGUCGUCUUAAGCAGGUUGAGAUUCUUGACCCUAUUGGGAGCAGUUUGUGGCUUUUCGCGUCCAUCCCCUCCCCCCCCUUUUUUUUUUAUAGUUUCACUGAAUUAAUUUAGCCCAGUUAUUUUUAGGACAUUCCUAUGCUCCCUAUUUGCACAGCAGUGGUGAGCUGGUUUCCUGUCUGCUGUUGCUUCCAUUGUUCAGACUUCUCUCCCCGAGGGCAGCUGCUGGUUGGUGAAAUACCAAACUCCCUGCACUUUCAACUGUUGUUCUUGCCACCCCCGAAAUAAAUGCGUGUAGAAAACGCUGACGUAGUUUCUAGGUAUGCAUGUGUAGGGCUUUGUGUGUGAGAGUGUGUGUGUGUGUAAGCUCUGCUUUGAGGAUUGCAAAUCCUGGGCUGAAACAAUGGAAACAAUGAAAGGUGACAGGCGGGAGGGAGAACUUUUGAGAGGGGCCGUGGGCCUGGGGUUUGCGUGGCACAAAUUAAAAGGUGUAGUUGCAAUAUCAGGCAGUGAAACAGAGGAUGAUGACACUAUGGAUGUCCCACUGGAUCUUUCCUCAUCUGCUGGCUCAGGCAAACGGAGGAGACGUGGCAACCUGCCCAAGGAAUCUGUGCAGAUUCUUCGGGACUGGCUGUAUGAGCACCGCUACAAUGCUUAUCCUUCAGAGCAAGAAAAAGCGCUGUUAUCCCGACAAACACACCUUUCCACACUACAGGUCUGCAACUGGUUUAUCAAUGCACGCCGCAGGCUCUUACCUGACAUGUUGAGGAAGGAUGGCAAAGACCCAAAUCAGUUCACUAUCUCGCGGCGAGGGACCAAGCUUCCCGAGGGCAGCCUGAUGGAGUCUGCCAUCAGCACAAAGAACUACAUUCCCUUGCUGGAGGAGACUGCCUUCCUUCCCGCUACUGCACCGCUUGGCAAGACUGUGUCCUCUUCCAAGCCAGCUUCCCCGGGAUCGGUCCUGGCUCGGCCGUCGGUGAUUUGCCACACGACUGUGACUGCGUUGAAAGAUGCCCCUUUCCACUUUUGCCAGCCAGCUGAUGUAGGCCAGACCACGGACCUGCAGCAGCCCCCAGCCGGCAGCUUCACAGACAACCCCCUUGCCUGCCAUGAGGACGCGUCUAAACUAGGACCUGGUGCAAACACACAAAGUGGGCUCUUUAACACUCCUCCUCCAACACCACCAGACCUUAACCAGGAUUUUAGUGGAUUUCAGCUACUGGUGGAUGUUGCACUCAAAAGGGCGGCAGAAAUGGAGUUGCAGGCGAAACUUAUGGCCUAAAUCCCCUUCCUUCUCCUUCCCCGUUUUGUUUUACCAGGCAGGGAUCUAACAGCUGUGUGGUUAUUGCCACCCACACAAUAUCAAAAGACUUCACUGCAUUAUUAUUAUUUUUUUUUUAUUAAUCUUAUUUGCACAAGGGGAUUGCUGAAAUGAAGCUUCCUGUCACUGAGAUGGUCUUCAGUGGAAUACGGUCAUUCCAAGAAUUAUAAACUUAAAGCUACUGUAGAAAGAAAGGAUUGUGUGUUUUGUUUUUUUUUUUUUUUAAUGUUUUCUUUGUAGGUUUUUCAUAAUGUGAGAUGGUUCCCAAGAUCAUGUGAUUUGUUUUUGUUUCUUUCAGACUGUGCAAUAUCUAGUAAUGAUAUAGAGUCUUCUUAUCAUUCCCACGUGGAACGGAAUAUACCGACAUGCUGUUUAAAUUUUCAAUUUUUUUAACAAUACAAACUUUGGAUGAUCAUGCUUUUUUCCCAUAAUGUAAUAAAAUAUUUUCUUUAAAAA
This is a messenger RNA of Chiroxiphia lanceolata (lance-tailed manakin), 1824 nucleotides long. It is a transcript of the gene TGIF1, whose product is annotated as TGFB induced factor homeobox 1. The transcript is spliced from 3 exons. Lineage: Eukaryota; Metazoa; Chordata; Aves; Passeriformes; Pipridae. The coding region runs from base 451 to 1329 and encodes 292 amino acids. Gene Ontology annotation, biological process: regulation of transcription by RNA polymerase II. Gene Ontology annotation, molecular function: RNA polymerase II cis-regulatory region sequence-specific DNA binding; DNA-binding transcription factor activity, RNA polymerase II-specific. The record is from RefSeq and is a predicted model, not a curated record.